AUGGACAACCUGGACAGAGUUGAGCUCUGCUACCCUCAAUACCUGAACCGGUCCUGCAGCGGUCUGAAGCGACAUCGCUCUGAGGCCGUCCUGCUCUACACACUGGUCUCCUCCAUCGCUGUGCUCACUGUUGCUCUGAACCUGCUGGUGAUCAUCUCCAUCUCCUACUUCAGACAGCUGCAGACCCCCACCAACAUGCUUCUGCUCUCCUUGGCCACCUCAGACCUCCUGGUGGGGCUGCUGGUGAUGCCGGUGGAAGCGUUGCGAUUCAUUGAGCCCUGCUGGCUGCUGGGGGACCUCAUGUGCGCUCUCUCUUACAUUGUCGGCUUCACUCUCACCUCAGCCUCUGUGGGGAACAUGGUGCUCAUAUCAAUAGAUCGCUAUGUAGCCAUCUGUUUUCCCCUGCAGUACUCCACUAAAAUCACUCGCAGUAAAAUUGAAGUGUCUGUGAGCCUGUGCUGGGCCUGUUCUGUUCUGUAUAACGGCCUCAUCUUAAAGGACCAUCUCAGGCAGCCAGACAGAUACAACUCCUGCUAUGGGGAGUGUCUGGUGGUCAUCAACUACAUCUCUGGAACCAUUGACCUUGUGUUUACUUUUAUUGUGCCGUGCUCGGCUAUUGUCAUUCUGUACAUGAGAGUGUUUGUAGAGGCGGUGUCGCAGGCGCGAGCCAUGCAGUCUCGCGUUACAGCCAGCACAGUUAAAGUCACAGCAAAGAAAUCUGAGAGGAAAGCAGCCAGGACUCUUGGUAUCGUUAUAUUCAUGUUUCUGGUGACUUUCUGUCCAUAUUACUACCCGUCUCUUGCAGGACAAGACAUCUCUAACAGUGCUUCAUCUUGGGCUAUUGUGUCCUGGAUGGUGUAUUUUAAUUCUUGUUUGAACCCACUUAUAUAUGCCUUUUUCUAUCCCUGGUUCAGAAAAAGUAUUUCUGUAAUAGUCACUCUGAAGAUCCUGAAGCAUGACUACUCUCAAGCAAACAUACUUUAG
Messenger RNA from Girardinichthys multiradiatus, 984 nucleotides. Its product is annotated as trace amine-associated receptor 13c-like. Gene Ontology annotation, molecular function: trace-amine receptor activity. Gene Ontology annotation, biological process: G protein-coupled receptor signaling pathway. The record is from RefSeq and is a predicted model, not a curated record. NCBI's taxonomy places the organism in Eukaryota, Metazoa, Chordata, Actinopteri, Cyprinodontiformes, Goodeidae. Gene Ontology annotation, cellular component: membrane. The transcript has a single exon. Bases 1 to 984 code for a protein of 327 amino acids.